AUGGAGCCACAUAAGAUUCAGAAUGUAGAAGAAGCUCAAAAUUCAGCUUCUAAAAGGCUAGUAGGUAAGGUGGCAAUUAUAACAGGUGGUGCAAGAGGAAUUGGUGCAGCCACAGCAAGAUUAUUUGCAGAAAAUGGAGCACAUGUCAUCAUUGCUGAUGUUCUAGAUGAAGAAGGCACCAAAGUUGCUGAAUUAAUUGAUGGACUCUACAUACAUUGUGAUGUGUCCAAAGAAUCUGACAUUGAAUCAGCAAUAAACCUUUCAAUGUCAUGGAAAGGUCAAUUAGACAUAAUGUUCAACAAUGCAGGAAUCGCAGGCUAUGAAGGAAGAAGCAUAACAACACUUGACAUGGAAAAGCUAACUCAUUUACUUUCAAUCAACCUCUUUGGAACAAUCCAUGGAAUCAAACAUGCUGCAAAAGCAAUGAUAAAAGGAAAAAAAGGAGGAUCAAUCAUUUGCACAUCAAGUGCAGCUGCAACUAUAGGUGGAUAUGCUUCACAUGCUUAUACAAUGUCAAAAUCAGCCAUGGAAGGACUAAUGAGAAGUGCGGCGUGCGAAUUAGGCAUUCAUUUGAUUCGUGUUAAUUGCGUUUCGCCGCACGGUGUUCCGUCCGAGAUGCUUUUGAAUGCUUUUAAAUGUUUUGGUGAGGUUGAUAUGACUAGUGAACAGUUGAGUGAGUUUAUUGGUAUGAAUGCAAGUUUGCUUAAAGGGAGAGGUGCAACAACUGAUGAUGUUGCACAAGCUGUGCUUUUUUUGGCUAGUGAUGAAUCUGGAUUUGUGACUGCUCAUAAUCUUUCUGUUGAUGGUGGAAUCACUUCUGCUAAUAGUGUUAUGAGUUUUAUCUAUCAAGAUCCUAAGUGA
Molecule: messenger RNA, 861 nt
Organism: Vicia faba (fava bean)
Lineage: Eukaryota; Viridiplantae; Streptophyta; Magnoliopsida; Fabales; Fabaceae
Source: the annotation of a GenBank genome assembly